CUUGUAGUCAUUUCCCCGCUUCUUUAUUUUAGAGACUCCUCUGCUCUGCAUCUAGGGUUAGGGUUUUGAAGCUUCGACUUCCCAUCUAGUAUGGCGGCUUCUGCAGUUCAACCGGCCCGCUCCUCCAAGACGGAGAGCUACGUUGACAAUAAGCGCAAGGACGACGUACGCAUGGCCAAUAUCGUGGCGGCUAGGUCUGUAGCGGACGCCGUCCGCACCAGCCUGGGCCCUAAAGGCAUGGACAAGAUGAUCUCCACUGCUUCGGGCGAAGUUAUCAUCACCAACGACGGUGCUACCAUCCUCAACAAGAUGGAGGUGCUCCAGCCGGCCGCGAAAAUGCUCGUGGAGCUCUCGAAGUCGCAGGAUGUUGUGGCAGGGGACGGCACGACCACUGUUGUCGUCAUUGCUGGUGCUCUUCUCAAGCAGUGUCAGUCCCUCCUUUCCCACGGGAUUCACCCAACGAUAAUUUCAGAUUCACUCCAUAAAGCGUCCCAAAAGGCCCUCGACGUCCUCGCCGCCAUGGCAGUUCCUGUUGAGCUCUCCGACCGCGAAUCGCUUACCAAGUCCGCGAGUACUUCCCUCAAUAGUAAGGUUGUUAGCCAGUACUCUACCCUCCUCGCUCCCCUCGCUGUUGAUGCUGUGCUAUCCGUUGUCGAUCCUGCAAAGCCGGACCUGGUGGAUCUUCGUGACGUCAAGAUUGUGAAGAAGCUCGGUGGGACGGUGGAUGACACUGAGCUUAUUAAGGGGUUGGUUUUUGACAAAAAGGUCAGUCACUCUGCUGGGGGACCAACGCGCGUUGAGAACGCAAAGAUUGCUGUUAUUCAGUUUCAAAUCUCACCCCCAAAGACAGAUAUUGAACAGAGCAUUGUGGUUUCGGAUUAUACCCAAAUGGAUAGAAUCUUGAAGGAGGAGAGGAAUUACAUUCUCAGUAUGAUUAAGAAGAUUAAGGCGGCCGGUUGUAACGUACUGUUGAUUCAGAAGAGUAUAUUGAGGGAUGCUGUGACUGAUUUAUCAUUGCAUUAUCUUGCCAAAGCUAAGAUUUUGGUGAUUAAGGAUGUUGAGCGUGAUGAUAUUGAGUUCAUUACCAAGACGUUGAAUUGCCUGCCCAUUGCCAACAUUGAGCAUUUUCGUGCAGAGAAGCUGGGACAUGCAGAUUGUGUUGAAGAGUUUUCACUUGGGGAUGGGAAGAUAGUGAAAAUUACAGGAAUUAAGGAUAUGGGGCGGACUGCUACAGUUCUUGUUCGUGGCUCAAAUCAGUUGGUAUUAGAUGAGGCAGAACGGAGCUUGCAUGAUGCUUUGUGUGUUGUUAGGUGUUUAGUGAACAAGAGAUUUUUGAUUGCCGGUGGGGGUGCACCGGAGAUAGAGUUGUCAAGGCAACUUGGCGCAUGGGCAAAAGUGUUGCAGGGAAUGGAGAGUUAUUGUGUGCGAUCAUUUGCAGAAGCCCUUGAAGUUAUUCCAUACACGCUGGCUGAGAAUGCAGGUUUGAACCCGACAGCUAUUGUCACUGAGUUGAGGAAUCGGCAUGCGCAAGGGGAGAUCAAUGCUGGGAUAAAUGUGAGAAAAGGACAGAUAACAAACAUACUGGAGGAGAAUGUUGUGCAGCCGCUGCUUGUCAGCACCAGUGCCAUAAUGCUGGCAACAGAGUGUGUGCGGAUGAUUUUGAAGAUUGAUGAUAUUGUUAUGGUGAGGUAGUUCCUAUAAGAACACCAAGAUGUUUUGACACAUUUGCUGUCUCGUUAUCUAUUUGUUCCUGUCUCUGCUUUAAAUUGGUGGCUUUUUGUUCUAGAGAUUAAUUAUGGUAAAAAAAAAAAAGAUGUUCUUGCA
Molecule: messenger RNA, 1824 nt
Organism: Malania oleifera
Lineage: Eukaryota; Viridiplantae; Streptophyta; Magnoliopsida; Santalales; Ximeniaceae
Product: T-complex protein 1 subunit delta
Exons: 1
Coding region: 91-1692 (533 amino acids)
Biological process (GO): protein folding
Cellular component (GO): chaperonin-containing T-complex
Molecular function (GO): ATP-dependent protein folding chaperone; ATP binding; ATP hydrolysis activity
Source: RefSeq, a predicted model, not a curated record